Molecule: messenger RNA, 1482 nt
Organism: Haliotis rubra (blacklip abalone)
Lineage: Eukaryota; Metazoa; Mollusca; Gastropoda; Lepetellida; Haliotidae
Product: X-box-binding protein 1-like
Cellular component (GO): nucleus
Molecular function (GO): DNA-binding transcription factor activity, RNA polymerase II-specific; RNA polymerase II transcription regulatory region sequence-specific DNA binding
Source: RefSeq, a predicted model, not a curated record
UUGACCACAUCAGCACUCGCACCUAAGCCAUGGAAGAGACAAGACGUUGAAAAUGAGUUGACAGUAACAAGCCUUGAAAACUACCCUUAGAUGUUGAACCGAUCCAUUUCCGACCCAAGGAUAUUGUACACCGACUACGAAUAAUGUCUCUGCUAAGCCCUAAAACUAUCGUGAUCACCACGAUGCCGGGCAAACAGCCCGCCUAUCGCUCCAUGGCUCUCUCGGACAACAUGGACGAAGAAGGGGCACCGAAAAAACGACGACGCUUGACACAUUUGUCAGUUGAAGAAAAAAUGUUGCGAAGGAAAUUGAAAAACAGAGUCGCAGCACAAACAGCCCGUGACAGAAAAAAGGCACAAAUGAGUGAUCUUGAAAUAAAGAUUGCUAAGUUGGAAGCCGAAAAUAAGAAGUUGCUAACAGAAAAUAAAUUGCUGAAAACAAGUUCCACAUCCCUUGUGAAGGAGAACACAGCGCUGAAGGAGCGUCUUGGACAGAUAAAGCCAUCUGUCAGUGUGUCGUGUGGGCGUGUGAGCAAGUCUGAACCCCCCAGGUCUGCAGCACCUGCUGAUCCUCUGCCGAAGGAACAGAUACAGGCUCUCUCCCACGUCCUCAUGAUGCACUACGCAGCAUUCUCCCUAACUCUCAGCCUGAUGUUCUGCUUGGUCUGCUCGAACAACUCCAAGACGAAUCAACAGGCAUCAAGUCGCAAAAGAAAACAAGCACAUCCAGCCCGCUGUCCGUCUGUGCUUCCGGAACAGCCACGCCCAAGCGACCAGUGGGGGGCGUCACCAGCAGAGCUGGAAUCCAUCAAUGAACUGAUUAAGUUUGACCACAUAUACUACAAGGUGGAACCCGGUAGCCAGACUGUUGCCAAGACCAGUCAUGCUUCUCAGACAGCCACAGAGGUCCCAGUGGCUGUGUGCCCUGUCUCGUCUGUCAAAGAAGAGGUCAAACAGGAACUAUGUGUUCCCAUGACAACAGACAGUGAUAGUGAGGCUAAUGUAGCAAAGAACAUCCCAACCAUUUGCAUUGAUGAUGACUCAAGACUUCGGGGGAGUGUGGAGAUUGAGCAGGAAAACAAUUGCAGCAAAUCACGAGGCCAGAAAAGGAAGCACUCUGAUUCAAGUAGCAACUCCAUGUCUCUAGACAAUCUCUCAGUUGAUGACCAUCUGCAGGAGUAUUUCAGUGAUUCCGGGAUCAGUGAUGUUCCAUCUCCAUCGAGUGACAUGUCAUCGUCUCUUGGUGACGAAUCUUGGCAUGAAUCAUUCUCAGAACUCUUCCCGGAUCUGCUGUAAUGAGUGUGUGUGUUCACCUGGAGUGUUCCAGGGUGUUCCAGAUGGACUCGCUAGAGCCUGGAGUUGUUGCCUUGUGGUCAGAGACGCUUCUAUGUGAUAGAGACAGCAGUGACUGGCCCCACUUGUAUAUUGUUUUCAUUCUCAUUCACUCAUCCCCCCUAAUAAAGUGAAAGGAAUUUGGGUUCCA